GCAGAGAAUGUCGGCUAGUGCUGCUCCAGGAAUUGAUAAUAUUAAUUUCUUUGAAGAAUUUACAUGCUACUUUGAUAUUUUAUGGACGUUCUGAUUAGACAGCAGUUUUAAGGAAAACAAUAUAUGCACACAAUAGGAAUUUAAAGCGAUCACAAUAAACUGCUGAGACACAGGUUGAAACCCAAGAUGAAAUCCAGCUCCCUUACUUCACAGCAGCUGCAGCUUAUUGUGCUGAGAGUCAUGCUGGUUUACCAGUUCUGUAAUGCAGUGAUGUCACAGUGCAGGAUUCUCAGAUGCAAUUCUCAGUUUGUUUCUGCUACGUCCCGUCUCGAAGCUUCUUUGAAUGAAGACUACUGCAUUGCCUUACGAUCUUACUCGCGCUGUACCCAACGAACUGCUUGGUUCUGCCGCGGGGACCUGGCCUACCACUCUGCUGUGCAAGGGAUUGAGGAUUUAAUGAUCCAGCAUAACUGCUCCAAGGAGGGAGAAGUCUCGUUACCACGGCGACGGGAGCCAGCGGAUAAUCAGGAAAAUCCACACCUGCCAGACACCUGCACAUACGAGAAGAGUUUCUACUUCAAGCAGCGCCAAAAGCCAACCUACCUCUACUGUGGCAUCUUUGGGAACCUCCACAUCCGCACAUUUCACAAUGAUUUUCAGACAUGCCGAGUUCAGGGCGCGUGGCCAGUGAUUGACAACAAUUACUUAUCUCUGCAAUUGACUAAUGCACCAAUCUCAUCACAUCAUAACAUCUCAGCAAUCAGUAAGGUCACAGCUAUUUUUAAGAACUCCAAGGAAUGCAUAGACCAGAAAGUGUAUCAAGCUGAAAUCGGCAACGUUCCUGCUGCGUUUGUUGAUGGCUCUGUAAAUGGUGGUGAUAGAAAUGGGGCCAACAGUCUGGUUAUCAAGAGAAAGCUAAAGGCCAGCCACGUGGAGAUCCAGGCCAGUUACAUUGGCACAACUCUGAUAGUGCGGCAGGUGGGACAACACCUGAGCUUUGCCAUCCUCAUGCCAGAGGAAGUGGCCAGUUCACACACAGAGGAGCAGGACCUGCAGCUCUGCUUAUCAGGAUGUCCACUAACAGAGAGGCUUCCCUGGAGCUCCCUCUUCCAUAAUGCACAAAGGGCCAAAGCCAAGUGCAAGGAAGGUCUUCUGGUCGAAGAUGCCUACUUCGAGUGUUGUGUCUUUGAUAUCCUGGUGACUGGUAAUCCUAAUAUUUCAAUGGCAGCAUUCAAGGCUGUGGAAGAUGCAAAAGCUUUAUAUCCAGAUAAGGAGCUGCUUCAUGUUUUCAGGAACUGCGUGCCUGUCAGAACAACCCCUGGCCGCCUUCUACUGUUUGCUUCUGUGCUGUGGGUGCCCUUCUGCAACAAGGACAUUUUCUUCCAAAUCCUGGGUUUCUAAACACUGUGUCGGUGCAUGAUGUUGCACUGGAAUCUGUCGUACUUACCUAUAAUGAAAACCAAUCUGAGAAGUGGACCCAGCAUUGCAGCCUGUUGAAAUCAAUGUAAUGCUGCUAUUUCAGUCAUUUGGCCUCUGAUGUUUAACCCAUAAAUACUUGAUUGUAGCAGAUAGUCGUGAAUGUUGCCAUGCUGGUGUAGUCAGGUUGGCUGCUAUACCCACUUCUCAGUCUUGUCAGAUAUCCACUCUGUCCAGUAUCCACCCAUACACAGUCCAAUCAAAUGUUUUCCAGUGCCUAUUUUCUGCUCAAAGAUACAGUCCUAUAGAGUUCUCCCUUAUACACAGCCACGCCAGGCAAUCGUCACUACAUAGUCUCUGUACUGGCAUAAUUUUGCCUCAAAGACUCUUGUCUAGUACGCAACGCUGUUUACCUUAUUUAGAGAUACAACAUAGUACAGGUCCUCCUGGCCUAACCAGCACACACUGCCCGAUUACACCCCUGUGAUCAAAUAACCUACCAAACUGCACGCCUUUGGAAUGUGGAAGGAAACCCAUGUGGGCACGGGAAGGAAACAUAGAAACAUAGAAAAUAGGUGCAGGAGUAGGACAUUCGGCCCUUUGAGCCUGCACUGCCAUUCAGGAUGAUCAUGGCUGAUCAUCCAACUCAGAACCCUAUACCUGCCUUCCCUCCAUACCCCCUGAUCCCUUUAGCCACAAGGGCCAUAUCUAACUCCCUCUUAGAUAUAGCCAAUGAACUGGCCUCAACUGUUUCCUGUGGCAGAGAAUUCCACAGAUUCACCACUCUCUGUGUGAAGAAGUUCUUCCUAAUCUCGGUCCUAAAAGGCUUCCCCUUUAUCCUCAAACUGUGACCCCUCGUUCUGGACUUCCCCAAAAUCAGGAACAAUCUUCCUGCAUCUAGCCUGUCCAAUCCCUUUAGGAUUUUAUACAUUUCAAUAAGAUCCCCCCUCAAUCUUCUAAAUUCCAAUGAGUAUAAGCCUAGUCGAUCCAGUCUUUCAUCAUAUGAAAGUCCUGCCAUCCCAAGAAUCAAUCUGGUGAACCUUCUUUGUACUCCCUCUAUGGCAAGAUUGUCUUUCCUCAGAUUAGGGGACCAAAACUGCACACAAUACUCCAGGUGUGGUCUCACCAAGGCCUUGUACAACUGCAGUAGUACCUCCCUGCUCCUGUACUCAAAUCCUCUUGCUAUGAAUGCCAUCAUACCAUUCGCCUUUUUCACCGCCUGCUGUACCUGCAUGCCCACUUUCAAUGACUGGUGUAUAAUGACACCCAGGUCUCGUUGCACCUCCCCUUUUCCUAAUCGGCCACCAUUCAGAUAAUAAUCUGUUUUCCUGUUUUUGCCACCAAAGUGGAUAACCUCACAUUUAUCCACAUUGAAUUGCAUCUGCCAUGAAUUUUCCCACUCACCUAACCUAUCCAAGUCACCCUGCAUCCUCUUAGCAUCCUCCUCACAGCUAACACUGCCGCCCAGCUUCGUGUCAUCCGCAAACUUGGAGAUGCUGCAUUUAAUUCCCUCAUCCAAGUCAUUAAUAUAUAUUGUAAACAACUGGGGUCCCAGCACUGAGCCUUGCAGUACCCCACUAGUCACUGCCUGCCAUUCUGAAAAGGUCCCGUUUAUUCCCACUAUAUAAUAUAAACAACUUUCAUACAGUGGUGGAAUUGAAGCCGGGUCACUUUUGCUGUAAUAGCAUUAUGCCAACCGUUAGGUUACUGUAUAAUUAAAUAUCUAUUUAUACUCAAUGUAAAGCAGGUGUUCACUUGUAACGUCAGAUAUUUAACCAGUCCAUGAAAUCACUCUCUCUCAGAUUUACAAAUCUGUAAAAUCAGCCUUGCAUCAAAGCAAUGAAGACUCCUCAUUGAUGGGAUGGAAGGAGCGGGCUGGCAUACCAAGGUCACAGAGGUAAGAGGGGAGCAAACAAAAUAUCAUAAAAGGUGCAAACCCAAAAUAAAGUUAAAAAAUGCUAGAAAUGCUCAUCAGGUCGGGUGGCAUCUGCGGAGGGAGGAAAAUGAACAAGUGUGCUGAGCAGUGUGGAAGUCCUGGGCCAUUCAGAACCAAUUACACUAACCAGCAAGAUCUAUUGCAAUACAACUGCUGCAAUUUCAUAAGUUGACGGUUUAAUGAAUGAGAAUCCAAGCCAGGUUGGGAUAUACGGACACAUUGGUAUGUGGCCAUGAGACAUUCUUAAAACUUUUGUAGGUAGCCCUUCAAAUCCAGGGGCAUCCUGAUUUUCUCUUUCUACUCGUUAUUGAUGGUUGAACAUGUCCAAACAUGACUAAGAGGAUAAUUUCAAGAGCAUACGAUCAGAACUGUUGUUUUAAAUGAAUGCCAACGUGAAAGUUAAAGCAAUAAAUAACACUGAAGAUGCCUUGACUCAGCCAACUGCAGCUGAUAGAUUUCAGCCAGGCAACAGAAACCUUUGUGCAAAAGCCACAAGAAAGGACGGUGUACCAUUCUACACUAACAUAUGGAAGCAACUGUUGGACAAUAUCAAAGCAAAAUGAGGGAAGGCUCAAAGCUGCAGAGAUGUGUUUUUUCAGAAAGGUGAUGAAAAUAUUAUGGAAAAUAUUAUGGAAGGACAGAGGAACAAAUGAGGAAAUGUUGCGAAAAGCCUGAAUAAGAAGAGAGCUGAUAUCAUCAAUCAGGAAAUGGCAGAUGGAAUUUCUGGGAUGUGGACUAAGGAAAGAGAAGCUCGAACAUCUUGCAGUGACAGGAAAAAUUGAUGGAAGAAAGUCGCAGUCGAGAGCGUAUGACAUUCAUGAGUGACAUCAAGAAAUGGGCAGACAAAAGUUUUGAAAAACUUAUUAGAACUUCUCAGACGAAAAACAGAUGGAAGACCGUGGUCGCCUACAUCAUCCGUAGCAAAAUGAUGAUGAUGUACAAAUAAUGUGGCUAAGGUGACUUCAACAGAGGUGUAUGAAACCCUUGCUUUCACCUGAGUGACUUUUUGACAUGGUGGAAAUCAACUGUGAUUAAAUUGUUUCACAAAGUAGGCAUGAUUCUGGGGACUCCAUUAGCACAAUUGGACAGCAACAUUCACCAAAUUAGCAUGCUAGCAGAAGGAAAAACUGACCUGAUUACUGACUGUGGAAAAUUGUUGUUAAUAUAACAUGUUGUGCUUCCCAUUUUAACUAAGUCCCCUUCCAUACAGAUCGUUUGUGAUGAUGCCGGGGGUGGGGGGGGGGUGACUUUUAUGGCAUAUAUAUAUCAGUUCUGUUACCAAAUUUUCUGCUUUAUUUUAAAUACAUCUGCUACUUUUAACAAGAUCUUUCAUACAACGAACACACAGUUUGCAGAAUGUUCGUGUUUGUUCAUCCAUUAAUUUCUCCUCAGCAACUUAACAUCAGCAAUUAACAUUCUAACAUGCAUCCCCACAAACUCAACAGCCUGCAAUGCCAGGGGUUACUCUGAGAAAUCCAGAAUGCACAAUGGAAUAUUAGAUAUAGGGAUGCAGAGAGAAAAGAAGAUUUUACACGAGUGCAAUCUUUUCAAAGGAUACUCUCCGUCAUUUAUUUGUAAUAAAAAUUGCACCAACUUCUGUAGCUCUGCAGAUAGUUCAGAAUGUAUGUAUUCUCCAUCAGUUUGGUAUCCCCUGCAAAAGAACUCUACAACACCAUGUGCUUUGCAUUGUAUUUAAUGAGUAACAACAAAAAGAAAAGCCUUCAAUGACCGUGGCCAUCUUUUUAAGGUGAUUAGUUAAAUGGAAGGUUUUUAUAGCCUUCCAUAGCCCCUACCUAGCCAUAAACACAAAUAUCCUAUAAUUCAAAGCUAGAGCUUCCAUUUCCACUUGAUAGAACUGCUCAAGGCAUGGUUCAACCCUUUACCUUCUAACUCAGUGGUGAAAUUGUGAUAAUAGAGCCAAAAUCUUUGUCAUGAUCGUUGAAAAUGCAAUUAAAAGUUUCACCAACUGUGGGUCAUUUCUACAGACGCAAUUCUCUUCACAUUAUCUAAUCAUAUAUCUUGGCCAAUAUUUUUCCAGGUAAGUGAUGGUAAAUUGUGCCACACAUUACCAAUAGAAAAUAAGGUAGAAUUCAGAAGAAUUGAGUAACAUGGGCAACUGAUGCAAGUUACAAAUCACCAUGAAUUGCUUGGUAAUCUGUGUCAUGGCAUCAUUAGCCUCGUUAAUUGACUGAUGACGGGUUUCAACUCUUUUCCCCCCACAGAUGCUGCUCAGUCUGCUGAGUUCCUCCAGCAGAUUCUCUGUACGUUAUACCGCACAUUUAUCGUUAGCCAAUGAUCCUUAGAGAACCACUAGGUAUCCUCCACUGGCUCCCCAGCUUCUUCCUCUUGCAUCUGACUUUCCACUCUGAUGAUUUCACCAGAGUCCAGUGAUACAGCACAACUGUAGCAAGCAAAGGAGCUGAAUAGUUGUAUAAGAAUUACAUCCCAUUCAUCUGUAUAGGCUUGCUGACCUUAUUAAAAAGCUAGGAGCAGGUGCAUCAUUUAUUCACUUUACAUAAUCUUUUUUUUAAUUACUUGUACUUUAAACUCAAAUCAAUCUUUGUCAUUUUGAUUUUAAAAUUAUAUUUUGCAAUUAUUUAAACCUACUUGAACA
Mobula hypostoma (lesser devil ray) is the source of this 5966-nucleotide messenger RNA. RefSeq names its product repulsive guidance molecule A-like. The record is from RefSeq and is a predicted model, not a curated record. The coding region runs from base 187 to 1401 and encodes 404 amino acids. Gene Ontology annotation, molecular function: coreceptor activity. The transcript is spliced from 4 exons. Lineage: Eukaryota; Metazoa; Chordata; Chondrichthyes; Myliobatiformes; Myliobatidae. Gene Ontology annotation, biological process: BMP signaling pathway. Gene Ontology annotation, cellular component: plasma membrane.